Diutina rugosa is the source of this 1494-nucleotide messenger RNA. RefSeq names its product putative lipoate--protein ligase. Lineage: Eukaryota; Fungi; Ascomycota; Pichiomycetes; Serinales; Debaryomycetaceae. The coding region runs from base 1 to 1494 and encodes 497 amino acids. Gene Ontology annotation, cellular component: mitochondrion; cytoplasm. Gene Ontology annotation, molecular function: lipoyltransferase activity. The record is from RefSeq and is a predicted model, not a curated record. Gene Ontology annotation, biological process: protein lipoylation. The transcript has a single exon.
AUGCUAGCGUCGUCCCGAAGGCUCACGGUGCCGCUAGCUCAAACCACUCGUUCCAUCCAUUUCCGGGCAGCAAAUGCUAACCUCCUUUCCGGCUUAGGAGCGACGCUGGCCCUCCUCCAGGAGCUCGGUGACGACGAGCCGUCCUCGGCAAUUCCCGCUAAGCCGCCGUCUCCGCCUCAACAACAAUUGCAAACGGAAAUAGAACAGGCCCGCCAGCUUCGUCAACAGCUCCAGCAACAGGUGGACCAGUUGAAAAAGCACAAUCAGCAGUUUUCGGAGGUAUUGGUGCGGUUAAACGAAAUUGCCAACACUACCAAUGUUUCUAUUCCUAACCCUCAUGACAUCGAAAGAACUACUGAAUCAGUUGAAGAAGCUGUUGUUGAACCAUUCCCAUUUGAGGCUAUUACCUCAGAGACUCCUACGGUGGUGGUAUCGCGUCAUCAUGAUCCAUUCAUCAACCUCGCCCUAGAGGACUAUAUCUACCAUAACAUGCCCCCUUCGCUGAAGCGGCUUGUGUUCUACGUCAACCUGCCGUGCGUGGUCAUUGGCAAGAACCAGAACCCGUGGAAGGAGGUAAACAUGCCCGCUCUCAAUCGCCUUGGAGUAACACUCGUACGGCGCAAUUCUGGCGGCGGCACCGUCGUCCACGACCAAGGGAACAUCAAUUUCCUGUUUAUGACCUCGAAACAAGAGUUUGACCGCAUGUUCUUCGCUGAGCUAGUUGCCAAUGCCAUGAAUCGUUUGCAUCAGGGAGUUAAAGUCAAUGACCGCGGAGAUAUCGUGACUAAAGCCGAUAACCUCAAAGUCAGUGGCUCAGCAUACAAAAUAUCGAAGGGACGCAGUUACCACCACGGCACCAUGCUUUUAAACUCUAACUUGGAGGUGUUGCGGGGUGUGUUAGCCCGUGAUCCAUCAUUGGGCAUAAUCGAGACUCAAUCGAUUGAUCUGGUGAAAUCUCCCGUCACCAACACUCAUGUCGAUCGCGAACGGUUCAUCGAUGAAGUGAUCAUUGAGUUUGAACGCCAUUUCGGUAGCGAAGCUAAAGUGGAUGAUGAAAUGCAACUGGCGAUUGACCAGAACGAUAUGAUGGGGUUGGGUGACUUUUAUGAGGCUAACAGCAAGCACUGCGAUACCAUUACCAUCUCUAAGGCUACCGAUAUCCCACCAGAAGUAUUGGAGAUUGCCAAGAAGCUCAAAGACGAUAGUUGGAGACUUGGCCAUACUCCCAAGUUUACCCAUACUUUAACUAAUGAAAAGCUUGGAUUCUCGCUUAAGUUUGACGUGGCUAAGGGAGCCAUCGUUGACAACAUGGAAUUGACAUUUACCAACACUAAAGGCCCAGUGCUGAAACAAACCAUCGAGCUGCUGGUGGAGUUUUUGCGUGACCGUAUUCAACAAGGUGGGUUACACUAUAAAGGUAGUGAUAUCGCCGGUUUCAUUACCAACGAUAUGAUUAGCGACUGGGUGGGCCAAUCGAUCGACGGUACUAUUUAA